AUGGGGAAGAAGGUGAGGUGGUUCGACGCCGUGCACAGGAUCCUGAGCCCGUCGGAACCUGAUCGCGACGAGAAGGAAGACAAGCAGCCGGCCGAGAGACCGACGAGCAAAUCGAGCUUCAAGAAGCUAUGGCAGUUCGGCAAGUCCAGCACGUCCACUUCUUCUUCCUCCGCGGCGCAUCAGCAGCCUCCUCCGCAGCCCGAUCAGCAGGAUGCUGCGGAGGCCAAAUCCACCGGAACGACGAGCGAGCAGAACAAUGGUGGGUUCCAAGUCGCAGCGCUCGCCGCACCGGUGGCGCAGCAGCCGGCAGAGGCUACGGCCGUCGUCACGCCAAGAGCGCCCGCGCGGUCAAGGGAGGAGCUUGCCGCCGUCAGGAUUCAGACGGCUUGCAGGGGCUACCUGGUAAGGAAGGGGUACAAGGCGAGAGCACAGGCUCGGCUGAUGUCGCUGCUGGAGGGGGUCGCCGUGAAGCGCCAGACGGAGGAUGCGCUGUACAGCAUGCAGAUGAUGACGAGGGUUCAGACCCAGAUAUACGCCAGGAGGGUCAACAAGGACAAGGCUCUCAAGAGUCAGGUCCAGCCCAAGCAAGGGCCUGACAAAACCAAGACUGGUGAAGUCUGGGAUCACACUCACCAGUCCAAGGAGCAGAUCGAGGCCACGCUCGCGACGAAGCAGGAGGCUGCGUCGAGGCGGCAGAAGGCCCUGUCAUACGCUUUCUCUCACCAGUGGAGGAACAAGAGCCCCUCUUCUUCAUCUUCCUCUGGGAGAGGGAGAGUGACACCCACGCUGUCGCACCCUCCGACGUUCAUGGACCCCGGCUGCCCCAACUGGGGCUGGAGCUGGGCGGAGCGCUGUCUGGCGGCGUCCAGGCCGUGGGAGAGCCAGACCGCGCCGCCGGACGUCAAGGACCGCGCUGCUCCGGCCAAGAGCGUCGGCCGGGCCGCCAGCCCGAGGGUGUCCAUCUCGGUUCAUAUUCCCACCACGCCGACGGGCAGGUCCGCUCGGCCGGCCGGCCGGUCGUCGCCGUCGACCCCGACGCAGCCGCGGUCACCCUCGGUGCCGGGAAAGACGAUCGCGUCGCCCCGGCGGGCUCCGAGCCCGAGGGGUAGCCCGUUCAACAAGUCGGGAAGCACGCUAUCGGAACGCCCGCGGAGCAGCCAGGAGCACGUGGGGGCAAGCAGUGGCGGCGGUGGCGACGAGAAGGAGACCUCGCUGCGGCGGACGACGAGCUUGCGGUCGGGGGAGCAGCCGAGGAAGCUGAGCCUGGGAACGAGAGAGGUGGACGCAGGCGAGACGGGCGACGCGCCGGUGACGCCCAGCUACAUGCAGGCGACCAAGUCCGUGAAGGCCAAGGCCCGGUGCGCGAGCCCCGCGGCGGCUGACAAGGCCGAGCUCCCCGAAAGGGUGCCUCUCGUGUCCUCGCCGUCGAUGAAGAGGCGCCCGUCGCCGGAGUUCCCGGAGAAACAAGGGGUGUCGUCGCCGAGGACGCCAAGGACGCCGAGCACGCCGGGCAAGGCGAAGCCGGAGAUCAGGACGAAGCGGCCUCCCAGCCCCAGGCUCUAGCUCGCUGGGCUUGCGUAUAUCCACAGUGGCAGCACGAUAACUGUAUGAGGUUUUCUUAUUUUUGUUGCCUAGUUUCGAAUUUGUAAUCUAGCAUUUUUGGUCAUUUUUGUUUUUGAAUUUGU
Molecule: messenger RNA, 1685 nt
Organism: Triticum urartu
Lineage: Eukaryota; Viridiplantae; Streptophyta; Magnoliopsida; Poales; Poaceae
Product: protein IQ-DOMAIN 2-like
Molecular function (GO): protein binding
Source: RefSeq, a predicted model, not a curated record